AUGAUUUUUGACAAGGUCAAUUCAACAAUACCCGCAGUUGUGGACGAGGUGUACCAUUUACCGCAAGGACUGAGUUACUGCAAAAGGAACUUUACAUACUGGGACAAGAAGAUCACAACUUUACCAGGUCUAUAUCUAGUCUCCUUGCACAUUUCCCCAUUCUUCGAAUGCAACACAUACAAUCUGCGAUUCGUGAAUUUGGUCGCAUCCUGCGUAAAUUUCCUCCUUUUCUCGUCUAUGCUGCUAUUUAUAUAUGGCAAUUACUCGGAGAGUCCUGUGAAAAUUGUACUGCAAGCGCUCAGUCUCACCAUUCUGCCGCCUUUGUAUUUCUUUUCUCACAUCUACUACACUGACACCCUGUCAAUGACCUUCCUAUUGGCCUUUACAAGGCUGUGCUUUACCAACAAGACCAGGAUCCUGAUGUUUAUCUUUGGAGUGGCCAGCAUGCUGAUGAGACAGACCAAUGUGGCGUGGAUAGCUAUGGUGGUCGGCCACAAGGCGUUGGAUGUGUUCAUAAGGAGUUCCAGGGUCUUUGGAAACCGCUACCUGAGCAGGACCUCGCUUAGCAGGACCUCCGUAAUCGCAAAAGACAUCGACGUGUCCAAACUGAAACGCUACUACGGAAUAUCGGAUGCGAUCAUAUCGUUGAAGUACCACUUGUCGACGUCCUUUCUGACUUACAUCAGGUUCAUCACUUGGCAGGACUGGUCUGAGCUAGCCACCCACACGCUCCUGCUUGGCUCUUUUAUAGCGUUCGUCGUUGUUAACGGUGGCAUAGUUGUCGGGGACAAGAAAGCACAUGAAGCCACCAUCCAUCUGCCUCAGCUCCUAUACUUCUUACUGUUCUAUGGCGUGUUCGGUCUACCUUACGCACUGGCUAAGUUCGCGUCGACCCUGAGGCUCAUCCUCGCGAACAAAACCCGCGCCCUCGCCUUUGCCCUGCUGUUCGCUGGCGUGGUACAUUUCAACACAGUUGUCCACCCCUACCUGCUCGCAGACAACCGGCACUACACCUUUUACAUAUGGAAUCGGUGGUUCGGCAGAUACAGUUACGCUCCAUUCGCCAUAAUUCCUGUAUACGUGUUCCUCUUAUUCAGUCUGUACGACAAUUUGAAGGAUCAGAAUUGCGUCUCGUUCCUCCUGCCGUACUGCUUGAGCACCUUCUUGGUUCUUGCGCUGCAGAAGAUGAUCGAGGUCCGCUACUUCUUGGUCCCUUACGUCAUUUUGAGGCUACGCUUCUACCGGCCAUCUUACAGUAUCGUGCUAGCCGAAUUCGUCUGGUAUUUGGUGUUGAACGCUCUGACAUUCUACGUGUUCUUCACUAAGGAGGUCUAUUGGAAGGAUUACGACUACGCCCAAAGGAUAAUUUGG
This is a messenger RNA of Iphiclides podalirius (scarce swallowtail), 1371 nucleotides long. Lineage: Eukaryota; Metazoa; Arthropoda; Insecta; Lepidoptera; Papilionidae. The record is from the annotation of a GenBank genome assembly.